This is a messenger RNA of Paramecium tetraurelia, 621 nucleotides long. RefSeq lists its product as uncharacterized. Lineage: Eukaryota; Ciliophora; Oligohymenophorea; Peniculida; Parameciidae. Gene Ontology annotation, biological process: inner dynein arm assembly; cilium movement; outer dynein arm assembly. The record is from RefSeq and is a predicted model, not a curated record. The transcript is spliced from 2 exons.
AUGAACUAUGAAUGGUUUUAGGAUGAUAAUCAAAUAAAAUUACGCUUUGAAAUCAAAAAUACUAGAAGCGAUAAUCUUGACAUCUAAGUAGCUGAUGUAGUUGUGAAAGUAAAUGUGCUGGACAAGAAAUUUGCUAAAACAAUUGACUUGUUGGCUCCUGUUCUUGAAGGCAAUAUUAAAUAUGGAGCAGAUGUACUCGAGGUCACAUUAAUCAAAGUGCAACCUGGCAAAUGGCCACAAUUGAGUCCAUCACUUAGUAAAGAGGAAUUGAUUCAAAGAAGAAAGGAUGCAUUUUUGAGAAAAGAUUAAGAAAUCCAAGCUUAAAAGAAAUUAAGAGAAGACCUUAAAUAACAAUUUGACUAACAUGCCACUAAGGAAUAGAUCAAGGUAGAUGAUCGUGAAAGAGACUUAAUUAAAAGAGAGCGAGAACAAUAAAGGAGUGAUGCAGUCUCUGAUCUGUAUGAUUAAGUUGGCUAAGAUUCAGGAUUUGAGUAGAAUUAAGUAGUCUAAUAAGAAGCAAAUGAAGACUAAAUAGAGGAAAGGUUGGGGGGGUUUGAAGGAUUUGAGAGUUAUAGGGUCAGAAUUGGGGGUGAGGCCAAGGCGGUCCCGACCUAUAUCUGA